AUGGGCGAGGAAAAACAAGACACGCUGGACUUCGUGAAGGAUUUCCAGGAGUAUCUAAGCCAGCAGACCCAGCAUGUCAACAUGAUAUCAGGCUCCGUCAGUGGUGUCAAGGAGGCGGAUGAUCUACCAGCUGACUGCAGCCAGAAUGGAAUUGAUCACCCUGCCGCGGAUGUGUCCUUGGUGGACAGUUCUGGCAUGUUGGUGGAUGGUUUCGAGAGAACCUUUGACGGCAAACUCAAGUGUCUGUACUGCAACUACGCCACCCGAGGCACAGCAAGGCUCGUUGAGCACAUUCGAAUGCACACAGGAGAGAAACCCCACCGCUGCCACCUGUGCCCAUUCGCCUCGGCCUACGAGCGCCACCUGGAGGCCCACAUGCGCUCGCACACUGGCGAAAAGCCAUACAAGUGCGAGCUGUGCUCCUUCCGCUGCAGCGACCGCAGCAACCUGUCGCACCACCGCCGCCGACGCCACAAACUGGUCCCCAAAAAAGAUGCUCGCUCACUGUCCCACAAGAAGAUGCUGAGCGUGCUGCAAAAAAAAGCUGGUUCGCUCAGUUAUGGUCGGCGCCUCCUCAUCGCCUCGUGCUCCUCUUCAACGGUGACACCAGGGGAUGAUGAGGAUGACUGCUCCCGUGAUCUGCCGCAGGAACUUUACAACGAUGGUCCGGGUGAGGUGGAGACUCAAUCCCACCGUCAUUCAAACCUGAUAAUGGAUGACCCCCUCAAACAACUCUCAGCUCUGGCGGGCCAGUGUGCCAACAUUCCUUCAACGCUCCGACCCACUGUGUCCUCUGGUGACGAAUCUGUGACGGACGAGAAGCCCUUCCUCAUCCAGGAUCCGCAUGCCUCCUCACCCAUAACUCCUGAACCGCAUGGCCCAACCCAACUCGGGAACUCCAGCCCAGUGGGAGAACCUUGCAGCGACCACAGUGGGCGCACCAGCACCCCUAGCGUGUCCAACAGCCAGCCCGGCACGCCGGCUCAAGGCCAUUCAGCCCUUCUGCAGGACCCUAACCGCUCGCUGCAUCAGUGCCAGCACUGCGAUAUCUACUUCCCAGACAACAUCCUCUACACAAUCCACAUGGGCUGCCAUGGCUACGAGAAUCCCUUCCAGUGUAACAUCUGCGGCCACAAAUGCAAGAACAAGUAUGACUUUGCUUGCCAUUUUGCUCGCGGCCAGCACAAAUGA
This is a messenger RNA of Nerophis lumbriciformis (worm pipefish), 1191 nucleotides long. The record is from RefSeq and is a predicted model, not a curated record. NCBI's taxonomy places the organism in Eukaryota, Metazoa, Chordata, Actinopteri, Syngnathiformes, Syngnathidae.